AUGGAAGUUUGCAAAGGACGUUUGCUGGGCAUUUCGGUGGCCGUUGCACAUGGAUUUUUUUCGGGAUCGCUGAAUAUUUUGUUAAAAUUCCUUAUUACGACCUACAGCUUUACGUAUCUGACUUUAAUUCAGUGUCUGACCAGCGGCACUGCGGCUCUCACAUUAGAGGUGCUGAGGAGACUGGGCAAAAUAGAUAUACCUCCCUUCAGCCUCCAGUUAGUCAAAGUUUUUGCGAGUGUCUGUAUUUUGGCAACUUUGCAGUCCACAUUAACCCUCUGGUCUCUCAGGGGAUUGAGCUUGCCCAUGUAUGUUGUGUUUAAGCGAUGCUUGCCCUUGGUAACGUUGGGGAUUGGAGUGUGCGUGCUGAAGAACGGGCUCCCAUCAGCUGGGGUAAUAACAGCAGUUCUCAUCACCACUGGAGGAGCAGCACUGGCUGGUGCUGGAGAUCUAACAGGUGACCCUUUCGGCUACAUGACUGGCGUUUUAGCUGUGAUCGUCCACGCCUCCUACUUGGUGCUCAUCCAAAAAGUGAGUGCAGACAGUGAUUAUGGGCCGCUCACAGCCCAGUACACCAUUGCAGUGGUGGCCUCUCCCGUUCUCUUCAUCUGUUCCCUUGUAAGCAUGGACGCCAUUGACAUGUGGACAUACGAAGGUUGGAAGAACCCGUAUAUCACAGGCAUCUUCUGCACCUGCAUCCUCAUCGGCUGUGCGAUGAACUUCACCACACUACACUGUACCUAUAUCAACUCGGCCGUCACCACCAGCUUUGUGGGGGUGGUCAAGAGUAUAGCUACUAUCACUGUGGGCAUGCUGGCCUUCAGUGACGUAAUGCCAACCAAACUGUUCGUGGCAGGCGUGGUAGUUAACACUUUCGGCUCCAUCACCUACUGUGUGGUGAAGUAUCACGAAACCAAAAUGAAGUUAACCUACCAGGAUAUGGAUGAGUCUGCUAAGGAUAAAGAACUUCCAGGAGAACCUUAUGUGGAACCAGCCAAGCCUGAUGGCGAUAUGGAAACUCUUCCAAAUGAUCUGGAGAGUGUUCCCAAUGGCAGCAUGACGGCAUCAGUUGACGGCAUUGACCAGGGUCCCAUUCGUGAGAAUAAAGUGGCAGAAUCCAUAGAAUUAGAAAGACCGGGGAUCCCAUCAGAAGAUCCUACGAGACAAUCUCUGAGCGACAGUUACGUAGGGGUCUGGAGAUCCAUUCGCACCUUAAAGUUCUUUAAGAAAGACACUUUACUUGACAACAUGGAGGUUCAAAGUCCUUGA
Molecule: messenger RNA, 1266 nt
Organism: Sinocyclocheilus grahami
Lineage: Eukaryota; Metazoa; Chordata; Actinopteri; Cypriniformes; Cyprinidae
Gene: slc35d3
Product: solute carrier family 35 member D3
Exons: 2
Coding region: 1-1266 (421 amino acids)
Source: RefSeq, a predicted model, not a curated record